AUGGCCGAGUUAUGGGGUAUUUUUAUGGAUUUAAAUAUGGUUGUUGAUCUUGGCUUCCAUAGUCUUGAGGUAGAAACUGAUUAUAAACAAGCAGUUGAUUGUAUCCAGAAAGGAAGCUAUAAGAAUAUGGUGGUGGGGAACUUAGUGUCGAGUAUCAUUAAGUUGAUGAAACUUUUUGAUAAUGUGGAGAUCCAUCACAUUUACAGAGAGGCUAAUAAUUGUGCAAACAUUCUUGCUAUGGAAGGUAAGAAAUUGAAUGGAGAUAUCAAGUUCUUCUCUGAGGUGCCUGCUUGGAUGCUUAACUCCUUGAAGAAGGAUCAAAGUUCAGUUUGUGUUGCUAGAAUUAUUCCUUUGUAG
Molecule: messenger RNA, 357 nt
Organism: Vicia villosa (hairy vetch)
Lineage: Eukaryota; Viridiplantae; Streptophyta; Magnoliopsida; Fabales; Fabaceae
Exons: 1
Coding region: 1-357 (118 amino acids)
Molecular function (GO): RNA-DNA hybrid ribonuclease activity; nucleic acid binding
Source: RefSeq, a predicted model, not a curated record